Hibiscus syriacus is the source of this 903-nucleotide messenger RNA. RefSeq lists its product as uncharacterized. The record is from RefSeq and is a predicted model, not a curated record. The transcript has 2 exons. Bases 1 to 903 code for a protein of 300 amino acids. NCBI's taxonomy places the organism in Eukaryota, Viridiplantae, Streptophyta, Magnoliopsida, Malvales, Malvaceae.
AUGUGCUGCCUUAUGUUACUGAGCUUCCUUAUAUCUGCUAGCAGUAUGCUGAUGAAAGGUCUAUGUUCUUCUCAAUAUUGUGAUUUCAUGCCAUCAACAAUCCAUCGCCAGAAGCGUCUUCGGGAAUCACCAACCUUUUUCCCUGGUUAUACCGGUGCUGUUAAAAAUGAAUGCCCUUUGUUUAUGCAGUUUCAAGAUGAUAUAUCAGAUAAGGCUGCUGAAUCCUUUGGGUUGUCUUUUCCAAUUGAACUAGAUCCCGCAAUAAAGAACUCCCAGUCAUUUGGUUUAUUCCCAGGUACCCGUAUUGAAUCAUCACCGCCGUCGACAUUGGAGUUCCACCGAGAAAAAGAAGACAUAUUUCAAGUUAUAGCGAAAGUUUACGACGAUAACAAAUGCCCCCGUCGCAAAUUCUAUAAUAUCUUUGAAAACGACGACGAUUUAACUCCACCUCCAGUGCCUCCCAACACGGUAAAGAAAAAACGACGAUGGAGAAAAAGGAAAACGACGCCGAAAAACCGGAUGAGCACCUCGUCGGCUAAGAGCGGAUUCUUUACCAGCGGAAGCUUUGAAGACUAUGGUAUUAACGACAGAGAAACGGAAACCCUUGUUUCAGCUUCGAGGAGCUUCUCCACUGAUUUCAUCUCAGAGAUGUUCAACACCAACUUAAAAAUUAUACCGGAAACAAAGCCUACGAGGCAAAGCAAGAAGAAACCAAAGAAAAUUAAGAAGACAAGAAGGUACGCUAUAAGAUUUUCGUCAUCAGAGAGCGAAUCGCCAGCGAGGUUGUUGAGCUUCUUGCAACGGAUGAUACCGUGCGCGGUGGACGGCAGAGUGAGGGAGAGUUUUGUGAUGGUGAAGAAAUGGGAGUUUUGUAGUGACGAAUCUCCAACUUUUCUCAGGUAA